Molecule: messenger RNA, 6610 nt
Organism: Esox lucius (northern pike)
Lineage: Eukaryota; Metazoa; Chordata; Actinopteri; Esociformes; Esocidae
Gene: ddhd1a
Product: DDHD domain containing 1a
Exons: 14
Coding region: 465-3170 (901 amino acids)
Cellular component (GO): cytoplasm
Molecular function (GO): glycerophospholipase activity; metal ion binding
Source: RefSeq, a predicted model, not a curated record
CAAGCGUCAGCUGAGCUCUGCUGUCACCUGGAAGGCACGCAUUUGUGUAUCCAUGCAAGCCGGCUAGUUGUUUAGACACGAAAUGAUCAUAGAUUCCAUUCACUAGGAAUCUAUAGGAGGUAGUUAGGGAUUUCUUUUAAAAAAUAAAGCCGGAUCGAAAGGAUUCUACGACCUUUUUCGGCAAAUGGGUUGGUAAUUGUACAGCUGCAACAACUUGACGUGCUUGUGUGGAAGAGGGAAUUAUAGCAACAUAUUUUUCGGAUGGAAGCUUGUUAGCUAGCAAGCUAUAGAUGGCUGCUUGUAAGUGCGUGGGCUGCACAGCUAAGCGGAACCGUUUGAGCUUGUAAUAUCUGUUUAGCUCGUCAAACCGAUGGCGUGCCUAUCCUAGUUACAGCGUAGAAAAACAUAUGUAGGGUCGGCUAGCUUGCUAGCUAGCUAAUGACGAUACAUCUAGCUCAAUAGUUAUGUCGAGUAGUUUUUCAAAUCAGACGUCUUUGCUAAGCAGCUCUCCACAGAGCCCCGAGAAGAGGGUUUUGUCUGUCAGCAACAACAACAGAGACUGGGAUUUGGAAAACGAUGUAUUUGUUUGCUGUUAUGAAGAGCCCAUGGGCGAAACGAUGCAGCCAGGUCUGGACAGGCACCUGCCGUUGUUGCGAGGUCACCAUCGGGUUCCUCCAGACGGCAUGAUACUGGGCCUAGAGGAGGCUUACCCCGGAUGUCACAACAACCGGAGUCCUCCAGAAACCUACCUAGACCCCAGUGCUCAGGAUUUCAGUGAAAAUGGCCGGAAAGUUGUCCCUGUGCUGGAAAGCAGAAAGAGGACUCGGUCCAGCAGUUCAAGGCACCGAUACAACGAGAUUGUCACCGAAUUGGGACCAGAAGAGGUGCGUUGGUUUUAUAAAGAGGACAAAAAAAACUGGAAGCCUUUCGUUGGGCACGACUCUCUGAAAAUUGAGGUUAUGUUCCGUAAAUUCUGCGAAUUAAACCCUGGCACAAUCAAGCGUCAGGGCUCUCUGGGGACGGAUGAAGGUUAUGAAGAAGAGAAUACAAGUGGGCUGGACGCGACUACUCCAGGAUCAAACGGAAUGGAGCGAACAGGACCUGUGUCGGAUCCGAGAACUGGGAUGCAUAGGGACCGGGGUUUGAUAGUGAGAACAGAGGCAACAGAAGGAAGAGACAUAGAUUUAAUUAACAUUAACGUAGAAGCUGUAUGUGUCAGGGGUGGGUUGUAUGAAGUGGACGUCAAAGAAAGGGAAUGUUAUCCUGUGUACUGGAAUCAGCAGGAAAGCAUCCUGGUUAUGAGGGGCCAGUGGUUCAUCGACGGCAGCUGGCUCCCAUUGGAGGAGGAUGAGAGUGACCUCAUUGAGCUGGAACACCUGACCCGUUUUCGUGGGCAACAGAUGCAGGACAGCUUCGAUUCUGACUCCGUAAUGGCCAAGACGGUCGACAGCAAAGAUGUUCUCUCCCAUCUGCCCCCUUUCUACCUCCCCUUUCUGUUCAAAUGGAGUGGAUAUCAUCCGAGUGCCACACCUAAAUGUCUCAAGCGCAAGCGCUGCUCAGCUGUCCACAGUCUGAAGCUGAGUCGCACCCAUGUGGACUGGCACGGUGUGGAUGAGGUCUACCUCUACAGCGACGCCACCACCUCCAAGAUCGCCCGCACCGUCACCCAGAAGCUGGGCUUCUCCAAAGCCUCCAGCAGUGGCACACGGCUCCACCGGGGCUACGUGGAGGAGGCGUCCCUGGAGGACAAGCCCCCCGAGACCACGCACAUCGUCUUUGUAGUCCACGGAAUCGGACAGAAGAUGGACACGGGACGCAUCAUCAAGAACACUGGCAUGUUAAGGGAGGGAGUACGGAAGAUGGAGGAAAAGCACUUUUCGGAGCACACAGAGGAGCAUGUCGAGUUCUUGCCUGUUGAGUGGAGGUCUAAAUUGGCGCUGGAUGGGGAUACGGUGGACUCCAUUACCCCAGACAAGGUGCGAGGACUAAGAGACCUCCUCAACAGCAGUGCCAUGGAUAUCAUGUACUACACCAGCCCCUUGUACAGGGAUGAGAUUACCAAGGGCCUGACGUCAGAGCUGAACCGCCUCUACACCCUGUUCUGCUCCAGGAACCCGGAGUUUGAGGCAAAGGGGGGCAAGGUUUCCAUCGUGUCUCACUCCCUGGGCUGUGUCAUUACCUUCGACAUCAUGACAGGCUGGGACCCGGUGAGGUUCUGUCUGCAGGAGCACCAGGAACUGGAGGAGGAGCUGGACCUGAGAUGGGUCUCCUAUGAGGAGAGGCGACUGCUAGAGCAACUGCAGCUCACCAGGAACAGACUACGAGAACUGGAGGACCAGCUUCAAGGUCUGGAGGCCACCAAACCACUAGCACCCCCUGCCCUAAAAUUUAAGGUGGAGAACUUCUUCUGUAUGGGCUCUCCCCUGGCCGUGUUCCUUGCCCUGAGGGGGAUACGACCCGGGAACAGUGGAGAACAGGAUCACAUCCUGCCCCGCACCAUCUGUCAGAGACUUUUCAAUGUUUUCCACCCCACAGACCCAGUGGCCUACAGACUGGAGCCCCUCAUCCUUAAACACUACAGCAACAUCGCACCUGUCCAGAUACACUGGUGUAGCGCCAUCAAUCCCACGGCGUACGAUGAGAUCCGGCCCACGUUCAUCAACCCGCAGAAGGACCCAACGUCAGACACCGAAAGCAUCCCGAGCCCCUCAACGUCCCCUGUCCUGGCCAGGAAGUACUACGGAGAGUCUAUCGCCAGCAUGGGCAAGGCCAGUAUAUUAGGAGCAGCCAGUAUAGGUAACAGUAUAGGGAAGGGGAUAGGAGGCAUCCUGUUCUCACGGUUCUCCCGCUCUGCACCCUCCGGAGUGUCCUGUGCUAUUGAAGCCGGGACUCCAGAAGGGGAGGAGACAAAGAGAACCGUCGACAGCCAAUCGGCUUAUGGCCUUUCAACCACCUUGUCCCAGUCUAACCUAAUAGACCCUUCUGUGGAAUUGGAGCGUCGUAUCGACUUUGAACUCCGUGAGGGCCUCGUGGAGAGUCGCUACUGGUCAGCGGUGACCUCGCAUACAGCCUACUGGGUCUCGCACGAUAUCGCACUCUUCCUGCUGACGUUCAUAUACAAGCAGACCAAUGUGCCCCCACACACAGAAGACUGUCCUGACCCAGAGUAACAAAGAGUUUGUGUACACACAUAGUUUUCAUCGCCCAAUACUACUCCAAUGUCUGUAACUAUACUGACUGCCCCUACUAACACACACAGACCUUUUACUUGUUAAGGAUGGACACUCACUCCAAAGGUGAUGCAUUUUAGUCAUGGCCCCCUAGGGGAGCGUGACCAGUCCCAGUGCAUGCUUAAUACUGCAUGGGAACAUAGUAGAGAUCUCCUAUAUGUAUCCCAGCUAGUCCAGAUGCCAAUGAGUAAGUCAGAGAUUCCAUCGCAUGUUACCAAGGAGGUCUUCACAAAGACCUGUCUGAAACCGUUACCCUCCAAUUUCCCCAAUGUGUAGCCACAGUGUUUCACCCCAACCCAAAGCUCUCGUCCACGGACUCUCUAUGGAGCUGUGGAGUGCACAAGUUAUCAUGGAGCCCUUAGUAACCUCACCUUGUCAUCUCCGGUCCGUAUCUUCUGAACUCUGUUUCCAUUAACAGGGACCCGAGGUGGAUUUUGCAUCAUAAAAUAAUGAAUGGAAAGAAAUGUAAUUGAUGUUCCUUAGGCUCAAAACGGAUGUUACUAUCUGAGCAAAAUCAAUGCAACUUUGAAAGGGUUCUAAAAGAUAUUUAUAUAAUAGAAUGUUUAUAUAUUGACCGAAGAAGAUAAUCUUUUUUUUCUUUUGAAAUUAGGAGAAAAAGGAAGACGAUAAUCUUAUCUCUGCUUUUUAUAUUGAUAUUCCAAAAGGACACUGUACUUUGAUUUAGUGUCCCUUUUUAUUACCGUUUGACCAUCGAGUGACUUAAAAAGAAGUAUCAAUCGACAGUAGUGAACAUGAUCUUCACAAAUAUCCUCAAAGCCAUUUUCUGUUGUUCUUUUUAACAAAGUGACAAGAUAACUUGACACAACAUUACCUUAAGUCUUUGGUUUCAGUAACUAAAUGGUGCUGUGUGGUCAAAAACAAUAUUUCAGGUGAAAACUGCUUCACUUUCACUUGACGUUAAGAUGACGUUCGCACAAUGUCAGCAGGACAUCGAAGUGACACAGAUGUAUGUUUAGUGAAAGUCGAGCUUGAUGAGACGUUUUCCCUGUAGGCAGUAACUGUUGUCCAGUAAAUUACAUUAUACAUUUUGUUUCAUGUUUUAGUCCUCCAGAAGCCAAGUAGAUCUGAAAUGUAACCUCCCAUUUUAUUUCACAAAUUUGCUUUUCAUUCUAACCAAAACACAAAAUCAGCUCAGUACUCAGAUGGAUAGUCUGAUCAGAUCCUCUGGAUGCAUUUCAAAAGAAAGAUUGUCAAUGCUUCAUUCUGUUGUUGGACAGAGGAGCUGUCACUUAAGAGGUUUGUGCCUGUUGAAACUCUCCUGAAAAACCUUUGAAAGGUUAUAAAUGGGAAGUGACAUACAGGCAAUAAAAUGUUUAAUAUAUUGAUCAAAUUGAAACCUAGAGAAUUUAUUUUUCAUUACAAAUCUUUUUAGUGUAAAUGUAGGUCCCUUAAAAGAUAAUUUCAUCUUUUUUUACGUGAUGUUACAUGUUUGUUCCACAACUUGUCAGGGUGUGGAGUCAUCACACAUCAAGUUAAAAAAAAUGUUUUAAUUGUCCUUUUAGGGAACCGUGAAUCCGGCUGGUGGCCAAACAUAUCUAAAUGUUAUUGGGUUAUUCAAGUCAGCAUCACUCUAAGUUGCUAAGCUAGUUUGAAAAGAGCAUGUUAAAAUACAAGAGCAUUUUCCUCUAGUUAAGGGCUUUGAGUCAGAGUUUUCUAGCAUUAGUGACUUUUCAAGCACAAUAAUGCUAUGUUAAACAAGCUUAGUAGAUUUGUUUAUGGCUCACAAAUUGAAACAUGAUGCCUGAAUGACUUUGCAUCCCAUCUUGUUAUAAAUGUAAACAUGUCUCAUCUGGAUUAUUGCGUAGUGCCAAUACAUGUCUAAAAUCUUGAAGCUGCAUUCAGAUGGUCUGGCAAUGGUUACUUUUCAAAGAAUUCCACACAGCAUGUUUAUAAAAUAACCAUUUUCUGAGAUGCUAGAGAUGCAGGAUAAUAAAAUGGAACUAACCUCAUUAAUGUGUGCCGCUGACUGCACAAGUUCGCUGCUCGCCUGUAUACGUUGUCUUUAGAAUAUGUCAGUUGACAUUUCUAACAAUUUUUAUGGAACAUACUCGUCCUAGCUUCCCAGAGCUUAGAGCGAUGGUCUUGUAGUCCAUUUUAGUAAUUUUUAGGGCACUUACUUUGGAUAAUUUCAGAUGUGUGCAUGUGAGAGUGGGGCCCAUUUUGUGAAGCAGACUAGGUCCAGCCUGAUGGCGGACCAGAGAACAGCUGUUGAAGCCAUGGGCAAUAAGGAGAAAUGACCUAGAGAUUACCUGGGGUUGUUCACAUUGAAUUAUAAUGGUUGACCAAUAUAAAUGGAAUUAAUAGAAUGUGUAUUAUCAUCAUUCAAGUCUAUGAUGGCAUAAAGGGUGAACUGGAUGCAGCAAAUGUCUCCAUUAAUUUUGAUGAAAUUACAACAAAUUCAUUCCCUUGCAAUUUUAAUAAACAGUCUCCGUUACCUUGAAGAUUACUCUACCAGACAGUCAUAUCGAACGUACCUAAAAGUUUGCCAGUCAUCAUUUCCGAGGUCAGAAGUUUCAAGUGAAAUCUGUUCAUUGUUAUUUCUAUGGACAAACUUUGCACAAUUUCAGUGGCUGUAAAUGGCACAGGACCACUUUCGAAAUGACUCUUUUUGCUUUUGCCUGUUUUUGUUAAAUGUCAUUUUGUGGUUUGUGUUUAAGUUCUAAAUAAAUUAGGUCGCUCUCACAAGGAAAUCUCAUUCAAUACAGACAAGCACAGAAUUUCUAAAAUGUUGGGAAAUAUUUUAAUGCAGAGAAAAAUUGUUUAAAUGAUGCGCUGUGCACGUUCAGUUAUUUUUUUCUGUUUGGAUAACGGUCUUGGGACUCUGUUGUUAGAGUCGUUUCACAAACCUCAGGGAUAUGUCUCGUUAUAUUGUCACACCAUUCAUCUCGGCUCUGAGCAUCUCUUGAAGGCACGGGGAAGUCCAAAAGUAGCAAGCUGGUAUAACCCAGCAUCAACUCCCCUUGUAAAACCAGUUAUGUUCAGUAGAGCAUACCGUUUCAAAAUGUUUUGCAAUGGAAAAUUGUUAUCUUAUUGGACAAGUUCAGGUACUACCUCCCUGUUUUACUCAGUAAGAAAACACUUCCCACCUACUGACAUGGGCCUGGGCUCUUGUCUUUCAGAUUAUGUCCAGAUAAUGUGAUGUUAUCAUCUGGGAAUGUUUGCAUUGACUGGGUCAAGUGUGUGAAAAAACUAAUUUUUGAUUUGACUGUUACUUGAAAAUGUUGUUACUUUGACUUCAAAAGGAUUUCUGCUGGUGUGACUGUGAGCUUGUAAUAACCUGCCCUGCCUGUAAUAGAUUCAAACUGCCAUCCGAAACACUGCAUUUAUUUCCUUUUAUUAAAAAUAAUUUUGCAAUACAA